UCCUUCUUGCGACCUGUGGACGCACACAUUUCUACUUCUUCACUUACUCCAUUAUGAGUCUGAAGACCGGGUUGGUGGUCCUCCUUCUCUGCAUCCCAGGGCUGCUCCGUGCUGAGUGGGGGGGGACCUAUACUGAGACGGAGAUCUGCGCAUUUAAAGGAUCCACUGUAAAGCUUCAGUGCGACUUUAAGUUCCCACCCACAGAAGACGGCCGUGAGAUCAAGGUCGUGGAAACAUUUUGGUUCACCAAAGAUCCGAAUGAAAAUCUGAGACUGGACCCUCAGUACUUUGGUGGUGUGCAGUCUGAGUGUCAUGGCAACAUCUGCAGUCUGACCAUCGCAGACGUGAGACGGAGUGACGAGUACACGUUCAGAUUCACAACUGACCAUUCCAGAGGAGGGUACACCGUCACGCCUGGUGUCAAAGUGACCGUCACUGAUCUGAAAGUACUAGUGUCCCUGUCCAGGUAUGAAGAUGGCAAUCAUUGGUAUGAUCUGAAGUGUGUCAGCAACACUUGCAGUCCUAGGUCUCCUUCCUCAUACGUCUGGUAUAAGAAUGGAGAGGAAAUCCCAAAUGCAAAGUCUCAAGAGUACACAGUAUGGUACAACUCCAAAAACAGUUACUCCUGUGCUGUGAGAGGACACGAGCAAGCUGUGUCUCCUCCAGAGUGUCUGGUGUACAGGUUGUGUAACAUGGUGGUUUACCAAAAGAGACACAUCUGUGCCAUCCGAGGAUCAUCAGUGGACAUUACCUGUGAAUACUCGAGCUAUGGAAAAACCCUGACGAAAUCCUGGCUCCGUACAGAUUCUAGUCACUGGUGGAAUCCCUCCACGACUGAAUAUGUCCUGUCAGACCCUCGGUAUGUAGGUGGUCUUGAAUUACCUUCGGAGAUUUCUGGGAAAAGCACACUGAGGUUCAUCGAUGUGAGCCAGAAUGAUUCUGCCGAGUACCGCUUCAUAUUCACCACUGACGGUUUUGAAUGGAGGAGUAUUUUACCUGGAAGCACCUUGACAGUAGCAGCUGUGCAGGUGCAGGUGAUGUCAGUCAGAGUUGAAGAUUCUCACCUUGUUGCACAAAUGUUGUGUCACACAAGCUGCCUUCCAGAAGCUCCUUUGUCUUUUGAGUGGCAGAAGAAUGGAGAGGAUAUAAAGUCUGGAACCAAAGUAGAAGUCACCUUGUCACCUGGAGACUACAUCACCUGUGCUGCAAAACAACAUCAACAUAUCAGCGUCUCUUCUCGCCUGUAUGUUCUGGAAAGACCCUCAGUGUCUCUGAAGGAUACUUGUGACAUUAUGGAGGGUUGUCCACUGACACUGACCUGCAGCAUGGACGUCCCAGCAACAGUUGAUUACCGCUGGUACAAGAAGAAGAAUGUGUCUUCAGAUGAUGAAGUCCUCAGUAAAGGUCGACAACUGGUCUUCAAGUCCAUCAAGUCUUCAGACUCGGCAGAGUAUUGGUGUACUGUGGAGAACCAGCUGGGAAAGAACGCAUCAGAACCCGUCCUCAUUGAUGUCCAAUAUCCUCCCAGGUCGUCCUCUUUGUCUAUCCAGGAGGGACAAUUCGGGACUCUGACCUGCAGUAGCGAUGCUAACCCGGCCGCCAGCUACACCUGGUACAAGGACAGCAUGUCUUCUCCUCUGGCAUCAGGUCAGACGCUGGCCAUCAAAGACAUCAGUCCAGGUCAGACGCUGGCCAUCAAAGACAUCAGUCCAGGUCAGACGCUGACCAUCAAAGACAUCAGUCCAGGUCAGACGCUGACCAUCAAAGACAUCAGUCCAGGUCAGACGCUCGCCAUCAGGAACGUCACAGAGCAGGGUGGCCAUGAUUACUACUGUGAGGCCAACAACAGCAGGGGGCGCCACAUCAUUGGUGUGCACGUGAUCGUGACCGGAAUGUCCUGUAGAACGAGAAACAUCAUCAGGCUGUUCUGUUCUGCUGUUGUGUUCGUGGGCAUCCUGAUCAUACUGACUCUGGAAUUCAGGACGACAACGUCUCCCUCAUCCACCGCGGAUCCAAAUGAGCUCGUCCAGCCUGCAGAGCAGCUGGACGAUGGCGACUAUGAGAACAUUCAUGAAGAAGACGCCCUGUGACGGCCAUCGUUACAAAGUUGUUUUAAAAUAGUCAUAUUUUCACUUCCCGUGUUGGAAUGUCUAACACUGAGGGAAAAGAAUAAAAGUACUUUACUUAUGCACAGACUAAGGAACAGAGGAUAACCCUCCGACCCGCCGAGCAUGGCGUUAUAAUUGAUAAUAUAAUUGACAUUUGUGGUCUUACAGAAAUACAUGAACCCACACAUCGGAACGGCAAUACAUUUGAUCUGGUUCUGGUUCGGGGUGUUGCCACUUUUAAAGUACUUCUGUGGCGGCGUCAGAGAAAGUUGUACAUGUAAACCAACUGUUGAGUCCCAGUCCAGACAACGGUGAGUUCAAGGGCCGCUGAAAUUAGUAGGACCAAACGGCGCUCGCCAAUUACUCUCAUCAGUGAAGCACGAACACAAACAUAUUAAAAAGUGGGCUUUCUAACAAUUAGGAAGGUUUGUGUCUGCCAUGUUUGUGAUCAUGUUUUGGUUAUGUUCUGCUGGUUUUUGGACUGUUUUAGUUCCUGUUUGCGCACCCUGGUUUGUUUUAGUUUCCAUGACAACUCAUUGGUUUCACCUGACUCAUUUGGACUCACACACCUGUUGUCAAUCACAACAUUAUUAUUUAAGCCUGUAGUUGCCAGGUAGUCGGCCUGGCGACACUGACAUCAUUCAUGCUCUGCACUAAUGAUAUACCCCUGCUACUCUGUUUUUGCGCUGUCUAUGCCAUAGAUUCAUGCUCUGUAUUUUAUGCCAAGUAAGUUUUGUUUUUUCAUGUCCAUAGUUUAUGUUAUAGUAUUAGUUUUGUUUUGUGCCUCCGCUGUGAGCGCUUUUUGUUUAUACUUUUUAUUGUAGAAAUGAAAAGAUGUCAUUACCUUCACGUGGUGUCCAGUCAAGUCGCUUUGCACCACGGGAAAACAAACCGCACCAUAGUCCACGUCUUGACAGUGUCGUGUUUGUGCUCCUACAGAAACCGGAUCACAACAAAAAACAUAUUUUUCACCCCAUUUUUUUCCCAUUUCAAAACAUUUUUUUCGAAAAAGGCUCCAUGGAGCCACCAGGGCGCCGCUCAAGAGCCGCAUGUGGCUCUAGAGCCGCGGGUGGCUAACCCCCGCCUUAACGCCUCAGGCAUGUUUUUAAAAGUGCGUUGAAGUUCUUAGAGGAACCUGCAAAGAAAAUAACACAGAA
Molecule: messenger RNA, 3265 nt
Organism: Nerophis ophidion (straightnose pipefish)
Lineage: Eukaryota; Metazoa; Chordata; Actinopteri; Syngnathiformes; Syngnathidae
Product: sialoadhesin-like
Exons: 10
Coding region: 54-2090 (678 amino acids)
Source: RefSeq, a predicted model, not a curated record